UCUCAGUGAGAUUUUACACUCUCCCUCUCCCUCUCCCUGUGCCUCUCCCUGUGCUUCUCUCUUCCUCUCGCUUUCUAUCUUAAGUUGCUGGAGCUGAAGCAACUAGGCUACUCUCUCUCUCUAUCUUUCUUGUUUCUGUCUCUCUCAGUAGAGAUGUAGCCUACUUUCAUACCUCAAACUUUCAUACCUAUUUGCUGAAGUGCUAAAGCCGUUUCUUAGCUCCAUCUUCUUCCAGUCCAAGUCAGUCCUCUGCUACUUCAUGGAUCUCCUCAGUCCUGCUCUCUGACCUCCUGUGUUCUUUCAGCUGUAGCUUUUCUCCUCCUGCUUCUCCAAUCUGGACCAUGGCCAUGAAGGAGACGGUGCUGCCCAUCAGCGAGGUGUGCAGCCCCUUUCCAGAGGUGAUCGAGCUGAAUGUUGGUGGGCAAGUGUAUGUGACAAAGCGCACCACUCUGCUCAGCUUUCCUGACACCACUCUUCAUGCCAUGUUUGCACGGAGGGCACCUGGUGAGCUGCCCCGUGAUAGCCGUGGCCGCUUCUUCAUUGACCGUGAUGGUUUCCUGUUCCGAUACGUCCUGGACUUUCUGCGUGACCGGCACGUAGUUCUGCCCGAGCACUUUCCGGAGCGUGAACGCCUACAGCGUGAAGCUGAGCACUUCCAGUUAAAUGAACUGUUGAGGCUGCUGGGUCCACCACGUAUUGCGAAGCAGGGCUCACUCAAUGAUGAAGGCUGCCACAGUGACAUUGAGGAGAGCUCUCAGAGCAGCGAGCUGCCUGGACGCACUCCAAGCCUGGAUAAGAGGUCAGGGUUCAUCACCCUUGGCUACCGUGGCUCCUAUACCACAGUGAGAGACAACCAAGCAGAUGCCAAGUUCCGGCGUGUGGCAAGGAUCAUGGUGUGUGGGCGCAUCGCUCUGGCCAAAGAGGUGUUCGGUGAGAGUCUGAACGAGAGCCGUGACCCAGACCGGCCACCUGAGAAGUACACGUCCCGCUUUUACCUGAAGUUCACCUAUCUAGAGCAGGCCUUCGACAGACUGAGUGAGGCUGGCUUUCAUAUGGUGGCUUGCAAUUCCACAGGGACAUCUGCCUUUGUUAACCACUACAGAGACGAUAAGAUUUGGAGUAGCUACACUGAAUACAUCUUCUUCAGGCCCGCCUGCAGGACCGUGUCCCAGAGAGCAGAGUGUGAGGAACCCAAGCCUGAGAAGCUGGCAGACAAGGGCAGUGAAAGUGGAGCUUCCUUGAACGAAUUGUCUACCUCCAGCUCAGAGACCCACUCAGAGGCCACAUCACCCCAGGAUGGAAGCUCCAUCGUGGUGCCCCGUGAAGCGGUAGUUGGAGGCUCCCUGGCACCAUGUGGAGCCCUGCAUUCAGUAUCUCGCCCCCCCAGUACCCUCACCCUCGGCAGGCCACCCAAGAAGGGUGCUUCCGUGCAGUGGAUGGAGCUUCCAGAUAAAAGGCGCAACAGUGAGCUCUUCCAGUCGUUGACCAGUGGCGUGGGGAUACGUGAGGGUGGACUCGUGCGCAGAAAAACUCUGGAAAGACCCAAUGCUCAAGAGGAGAUGAAGCAGUGCAUUAAGGAUUUUAGCCAAAUCAGGAUUCCUCAGGCAUUCCCAGAACGGAAGCGCCAGUGGCAGUCAGAAUUGCUCCAGAAAUACGGACUUUAGAAAAGCACAGUCAGAAUUUCUGUGACAUGGGAUUUUUUGCCUUCUUAUAUUUUUGUUUUCUGAUUCUGGUUUUCUGAUUUAAAUGUAUUUAUGUAUUAACAUGUUCCUUAAAACGGUGCAAUAUUUCUCAAAUGGAAAGCAACAAGGCUGUUAAAAACAUCUGUAAUCUUGGAUGAAAGUGGGUAAAAACCAUUUGAAUUGUCCUGUAGCUCUAUAUUCAAACUUAAAGCAAAGAGAAAAAAACAAAAGUAAAUGAAGCAAGCAUCCUCAGCAGAAUAAAAAAAUAUUAUUGAUGGGAAGGACUGUUUUUUCCUCAGCAGCCUAUUUAGCAGACAUUGUUGCUAGUAAAUCAGUCAACUGUAAACACAUUAAAUAUUCACUUGUUAUGUUGCUUUGUCUAUAGAAAAUCUUUGAACACUUGCAUCAGUAUAGAGUUUAUGUCUUGUAUAUGUCUUGUACAGUUCCAUUGUGCAAAUGUGGGCAUUUUAUACCUCACAAUGUUGUACAAAUUUUUAAUGAGUAUCAUGAAGCCAGCAUGGGAUGAAUACAUACAUUUAAUGACUCUAAAAGAUAUAAAAUUCACAUGCUACAUACUGCAGUGAUUUUAAUGCUGAACUUUUUAUUGAACUGCUAUGAGUGGAUGUGUACCUGAUGAUAUCUAAAGCCGGCGGUCCAUAUGGCUCACUGUUUAAUAUGUGGUUUUAGUUUGUAAAGUGGUCUGUGCAUAACAAUGUUUGUGUAUAUUUUUAAAAGAAUAAUUUCAGACAAGAAAUAGUUAACACACAGCAAACAUACAAAAUGUUAGUUUUAAUAACGCACGGCAGAAAGUCUUACAUUUUAGGGUUUUUGAUAGAUGCCAAAUCACUUAACAGUAUGCUUAGAGUGCAAUUUACAGUAAGUGCUGGAUUGGGAUGCUGAAAUGUCUCUUUCUAGAACACAGGUUUGAGAAGCACAAUGACACUGCUGUCUCUGUGAAACCUUAGUUGCAGUGAUUCAGUAAAUUUCCAACAAGAGCUAGUGUUAGUUUAAUGUAACAUGAAAUACAAGAAAUGGCAAUUUUCUUCUGUAAUAAAAUGUGUCGUGUAAAUGGAAAGAGAGAAAUCCGUUUGUCUGCUUUGUGUACUGUAUGAUUUCUUAAAUAUGUGGUAAGUUAAAAUAAACAAGGGCUGAUUAAA
This is a messenger RNA of Tachysurus vachellii, 2839 nucleotides long. It is a transcript of the gene kctd8, whose product is annotated as potassium channel tetramerization domain containing 8. The record is from RefSeq and is a predicted model, not a curated record. The coding region runs from base 342 to 1664 and encodes 440 amino acids. The transcript is spliced from 2 exons. Gene Ontology annotation, biological process: regulation of G protein-coupled receptor signaling pathway; protein homooligomerization. Gene Ontology annotation, molecular function: protein binding. NCBI's taxonomy places the organism in Eukaryota, Metazoa, Chordata, Actinopteri, Siluriformes, Bagridae.